AUGGCCGGAGAGAGGCCCCGCCUUCGGAAGGGGGAGGGCACAAGAGAGCGCGCCCCGCAGGAAGCCUGGGGGAUUGCCCUCAUGAGGAGCCAAAGCGGGGAACCCCCAAAUGGGUGGUGCUUGCGGCGCGGUGGGCGGGAGUCGCAGCUGGCGGUGGAGCUGGCGGUGCCCCAGACGGACGUGGCAAUGGAUGAAGAUGUCCCUCUGCAGGAAGAGUUUCUGGCCUGCCACGGAGCCGAGACCCAAGUCCUGAAGUAUGGACCGUGGAGCGACCUGUCGAGCCCCGGCUCUCACGGCAGCCCCAAGCUGCUCGUCCUCGUCGUUGUAGGUAACCCCGGCAUUCCCGCCUUCUACCUGUCGUUCGCCAAAGCUCUGUACCUUACCCUGGAGAAGCGCCACCCGGUCUGGGUCAUCAGCCAUGCUGGCCAUGUGAUGGCCCCCAGUGGUGUCAAGGUGACCAAGGAGAGCCCCGAAGACCCUGGUUCUGGGACAACAGAUGAUGUCUUUGGGCUGGAGGGCCAAGUGGAGCACAAGCUCGCCUUCCUGAGGCGGUACGUGCCGGGGCCCCAGAAGCUGGUGCUCAUCGGUCACUCCAUCGGCGCAUACAUCCUGCUGGAGAUGAUGAAGAGAGCCCCGCAGCUUCCGGUGCGUACACUCCUGUAUUGGCGGCCGUCGUGA
Molecule: messenger RNA, 678 nt
Organism: Gracilinanus agilis (Agile Gracile Mouse Opossum)
Lineage: Eukaryota; Metazoa; Chordata; Mammalia; Didelphimorphia; Didelphidae
Product: lipid droplet-associated hydrolase-like
Exons: 5
Coding region: 1-678 (225 amino acids)
Biological process (GO): lipid storage
Cellular component (GO): lipid droplet
Molecular function (GO): lipase activity
Source: RefSeq, a predicted model, not a curated record